Molecule: messenger RNA, 1271 nt
Organism: Protomyces lactucae-debilis
Lineage: Eukaryota; Fungi; Ascomycota; Taphrinomycetes; Taphrinales; Protomycetaceae
Product: actin family
Exons: 3
Coding region: 17-1144 (375 amino acids)
Source: RefSeq, a predicted model, not a curated record
CAUUCAACAGGCAGUUAUGGAAGACGAAAUCGCAGCAAUCGUUGUCGACAAUGGAUCAGGUAUGGUCAAGGCCGGUUUCGCAGGAGACGACGCACCUCGUGCCGUGUUCCCUUCGAUCGUAGGACGACCGCGUCACCAGGGUGUCAUGGUCGGUAUGGGCCAGAAGGACUCAUAUGUCGGUGAUGAGGCACAGUCAAAGCGUGGUAUCCUCACCCUCAAGUACCCAAUCGAGCACGGUAUCGUCAACAACUGGGAUGACAUGGAGAAGAUCUGGCACCACACCUUCUACAACGAGCUACGUGUCGCUCCAGAGGAACACCCAGUCCUCCUCACUGAAGCUCCCCUCAACCCAAAAUCCAACAGGGAGAAGAUGACACAGAUUAUCUUUGAGACAUUCAAUGCACCUGCAUUCUACGUCUCUAUCCAAGCCGUCCUCUCGCUGUACGCUUCGGGACGUACCACGGGUAUCGUGCUCGACUCUGGUGAUGGUGUCUCCCACACUGUGCCCAUCUACGAAGGUUACGCCCUCCCCCACGCCAUCUUGCGUAUCGACUUGGCUGGUCGUGAUUUGACCGACUACCUCAUGAAGAUCCUCAUGGAGCGUGGCUACACCUUCUCUACGACUGCUGAGCGCGAGAUUGUGCGUGACAUCAAGGAGAAGCUCUGUUACAUUGCCCUUGACUUUGAGCAAGAGAUUCAGACUGCAGCACAGUCGUCUUCGCUUGAGAAGUCGUACGAGUUGCCAGAUGGACAAGUCAUUACCAUUGGUAAUGAGCGAUUCCGUGCACCCGAGGCACUCUUCCAGCCUUCCGUGUUGGGCCUUGAAACGGCCGGUGUUCACGAGACGACCUUCAACUCCAUCAUGAAGUGUGAUGUUGAUAUCCGAAAGGACCUCUAUGGCAACAUUGUCUGCUCCGGUGGUACCACCAUGUACCCAGGUAUGGCUGACCGUAUGCAAAAGGAGAUUACUGCUUUGGCACCUUCCUCCAUGAAGGUCAAGAUUGUGGCUCCUCCUGAGCGCAAGUACUCUGUCUGGAUCGGUGGAUCGAUUCUCGCUUCCCUCUCGACAUUCCAGCAGAUGUGGAUCUCGAAGCUCGAGUACGAUGAGGCAGGUCCUGCUAUUGUCUACCGCAAGUGCUUCUAGAGAAAUUUGGCUUCCGUUUCCUUUUUUGCUCUACCGCUUUCAUUGCUCUUCGGCGAUUCAAGAAGCCUCUUUUACAUAGGGAACCCCAACAUCGACGUAGUCAAAAUGAGAGAAUGAUCUUUCACUA